UUAGUGUUUAUGACAGAUAUUAACCUAGGAAACACUAUUUAUGUGCACGUAAUCACUCCAACGUUUAUAAGUCCGUCUGUCAUCACCGAUGAACCUGGUUAUUAUCUCUGAUUAACAGUAGUUUUCAUACUUUUUUUUUUUCAAAUUUACCGUAAUUUUCAGUUUCAAAAAUGCUUUACAAACUUUUUCUUUGAAUCUGCGUGCUCCCGCGAGGUAAGUGCACGCUGCAGAUCAGGUCACAAACCUUUUUAGUGUCCUCUGGAAACACUUCCGUUGUCGUUUUGUGUAUUUGCAGCGCAUUUCUGUAUUUGGUUGUGUUUUGUGUAUUUGCAGCGCGUUUCUGUAUUUGGUUGUGUUUUGUGUAUUUGCAGCGCGUUUUCUAAAUGCAGUGCACGCGUUGUCAAGCUGAUGAAGAUGUUUUCUUAAUUUGCUUGUGUUUUCUCUAUUUGCAUGUGUUUUCUUAAGUUGCAGUGCGUUUGCCCUUGUCGGCCACCAUAGAUAUCCCUGACCCAAAACUCAGAAAAGGCUCAGUCUAAAUGGAUGUAGAUCAAAGUAGACAAUACAAAGAUUUUCUAGAAUCUCUGGAAAAGGGCUGCAGGGCAUUUGGAUCAAAAUCAGUUUAUAACAACUUCUUAACAUUUACAACUUUUUGGUAACAACCCUUUAUUGAUAACUUAACAUUUAUAAUUGCAGAUGGCUUACUAACAUUCUGUAGGAGUUGUUGACAUUUCAUUUUCAAAGUAGGAAAUUUCUUAUUUCAUUGUUUGAAUUACAGCUCUCUUGCAUCAGUGUUUUCCACUGGGCUGUGUGUUUCUAAUUGAUAAUAAUAAUGUUGUUAUAAAUAACGUUGUCACGUAGUAGAUCAGUAUUGAGCAGUUUGUGCGUGAGGUUCAACAAUAACAGUUGCCAGAUGGUCCAUGCCACAUCAGGAUAAAUAACCUGAAAGGUCACCAUCUCAACUGUUGCUUCUAAUCUGCCCGACUCCCCAUGACACACGCACAUAUGCCAACAAAUCAUCUUGAUUACUGCCCUGUUAUUUACAUACGAGACUACCAUCAUGACAGUGACAGUCAGAAUCUGUUUUUUUUUUAAGGACAAUGUUCUUAAAUAAGUAGAUAAAGCUUAAAGAUCUCCUCCAGACAUUUUGAACAUAAAUGGUUUUUCCACAAAAAAAGUUCAAUUAUUUAGUUAAAAAUUACAUCUACUCCCUCUCCCUCAUUGAAAAAUCUAGAAUCUAUGAAGAUGCAAAUAUGUUUCAGUUCUACAGUUUUACUGCUGAACACAAUGUGUCUGCUACUGAAAAGUUCUUAGUAUAUGUGCCAUGGAUGUAUAAAGAGAACUGGAUACAGCAUCAGAGGCAGGGCCCCGUCCAUUUCUAUGAAAGCUGCUCAGUGGCGCAUGAAGCCAUAAAAGUUCGACUUCCCGGCAUAAAAUGACGAGGAUCUCUCGCAUUGUGUGGCCCAUAGAGCAAGCGCACUAGAGACUUCACCGGCCAAGCUGGCUAACUUCCAGCCCUCUGCUGACUUGAAUGGGGAUAAAAUGAUUAAAUCGUGUGGCUCUUCUAGAUUUUCCAAAUGUUAUCGGACCAAAUGGAUCAAAUUCUGAAAGUGAAACGAGUCAUUUUGUGGGGUUUGCAACGCUCAAAAAAAUGUAUCCACCGUUUUACAGCCUCUUCUUUCACAAUGCAAGUUGAUGGAAAAACGUAUUUUUGGGCCAGUGUGCAUCACGUGACAGACCCGGAAGUUAUACUGUCAAUCAGUUGUAUGUCAAAUUGGCUUCAAAGCCUGCUGCACUUCCUGGGGGCUUGAUAUGUGCACUGGAGGUUUCAAGUUUCCUCAUCACACUUGUGAAAAUGCAUAUUGGACCAUGAUUGGCUCCCAAACUAGUUGUGAUGCUCAUACGUACACGCGUUAAACUCUGAUUUUAAGUGAGCACAGAGAAACGUCCCCCCUUCUUCAGAUGAAUCAGACCGAUUAUAGAAAAACUGUUUUGCAUUUGUGCUGUUCUUCUGAGGUUUUAAGUUCAUUGCUUUGGUUUUACAAUUACAUUUACUCUUAUUACUGAGUUUGAGUCAAUCGCAUCAGGGCUGCUGCCCUCAAUAUCACUACGUAAUUGUCGUUUUAGCUCCAGUCGUUGGUCGGCUGAGCGGCUUCAGUCAACACUACAGCUUCGAAAGACACAAGACAAAGACCAAAUCAGGCAUUGCAGCGGUGUGGGCACGUUUGUUUGUGCUUUAGAAUGUAACCGCUCUGAAACAUCAGAAAAUAACGUUUUAGUUCUCUGAUUCACUGGCUUUCUUGCCACCGGCGCUCCCUCUCCUCAUUCACUCUCUCUGUCGCUUGACCUUCGCUGUCUUUCUGUCUCUCUGUCUCUCUCUCUCUCAAACAGAUGGACUCAAACCAAAACCUGAGCUUUUUAAUAUCUUUUGUCCCUGUAGCUGUUUAAUACACUCAUACAGCCAUAAAGUUGCCUACCUGAUACCUUAAAAAUAAGUGUUUGAGAAAAUACUUAGGUUAGAAUCUGGGCUUAUUUUAUGAUGACUGACACUGCCAGUGUGUGUGUUUAUUUUUAUCAUGUUGGAGUUGCCAGUUUAAACCUACAGUUUUGCACUUUAAUAUGCAAACCUUUGUUUACAUUUUGUUUUGUGCUGCAUUAUACAGUUUGUCAAAAUAAAAUGAACUAAAAUGAAAUGGUCAAUUAGAUUUUUUGAGGAAAAUUAAUCGUUUAGAUUAAUCGACUAAUCGGUAAAUUAGUCGAUAGAUUAAUUGAUAGUAAAAUAGACGUUAGUGGCAGCCCUAGAUCUCAUCAAUCCCUGUAGGCAGCGCUUUCCAGCAGCAGAGCUCUGUAUGAUACCUACCUGCGCCGCACCAAAUAGCAAACAGAGUUACAGAAUGACUGUUGAACACAGUUUUGCGCAGAUGUUUUGGACGGAUGUAAAAAUAAGCAACUAAUACUUAGUACUUAACUUAAUGAGUUAAUAGUCAUGUAAAGUCAUAACAUAAUGAUAUCUUCGCAGAUCAUUAGCUAAUGAGUCAUUAAAACAGAUGCUAAUCAUGAUGUCACUUUACAGUAGCCACAAAAAAGAGUCAGUACAGCCAACAAUUCACAAUAACACUGAGUCAGAAGCCUGCACUCCAGUCAUGAACUAAUUCAUCAACUAAUUCAAAAAUAACUUUUAUUAUUGACCAUCAUUGGAGUUUGUAAAAGUAAUUUAAUGUUAUUUUGUUCAAGUUUCCAAACACAUGCCCUCAUCAAAGAAAAAAAAAACAGGUCAAAGUGCGAGACAUAUAACCGCUUUACAAACUGCACGUCUGUGUACUUCCUGUCAACGCUACAGUACGCUGCUGUUAACAAUGUGUACAAAGCUAACUGUGAAAAGCAAAGUAACUAACUUAAGGAUGAAAAAGCACUGUAUGAUGAGUGAGGAGGUUGGAGGCGAAGGUAAUGUUAAUGUUACUGUGGAGUUGACAGGAAGUAAACAGAUGUACAGUUCGUAAAGCGGUUAUACAUCACACACUCUGUUCCCUUUCUUGUUCUGUAAAAUGUUUUUGUGUUUUUGUAAAAGUUGGAAAAAUAUUCGAUAAAAUAUUUUUUAUAAAAAAAAGCAAAACAAAACAUAUCAGCUCUAGAGCUGUAACAUACAGCAGGAGCCGUAUAAAAAUUAAAAUUAAUAUGAUUAGGCCAGUGGCGGGAGGAAGAGGAGCGUAGGUGAUGGGAGGAGGUAAUAAGAAAAAUGACAGAUGAAACGUGAAAGGGGGGAACAAGAAGACCAAAAUGUCAAAUAUUGAAAGGUUAGAGGAGAAAAAAUGUAGUUAGUUCUUAAAACAUGUGAUAAGACAUUUGGAGAAUAAAAAGGGGGAAACAACUUAGUCCUUAGUUUUAAUUUGGAGCAGAAAAAGAACACACUGGAAACAUUUAAAGUCCAUUUAUUCAUUAUCAUCCCUUUUGUGUUUUGCAUUUGUAUUCACUUUAAUGGUUUUGUUUUGUUUCUGGAACAUUUGUUGUUGUUUUUUUAUUUCCAUAUUUAUUUUCUUGCUUGAAAUGUUUUUAUUUACACAAUGUUUGUAUAUUGUUUGCUUCUAUCUGCUGUAAAUCCCACCACAUCCCCUCAAACAAACAAAACACACUGUCUAUUUUAUGUCUAUCUCCUUAUUCUCUCUCUAUUGAGCAGAGACAGUAAAUUAUAGACAGAACUAAAGUGUCCUGUUGUUAGGCUGUGCUGCACCACCUACUGGACAUUUGAGUAUUUGAAUUAAAGAAAGACAAAUUAGUUGAGUGAAGACUGUGCUGCCAUGUUCCUUCCAGUCUUUUCUCUGUUGUAAAAGUAACAUGUAGUGAUAGUUGUUUUAGUUCCUGAUGUGCCUCUUAGCAUUAGGAACAGAUUAUGAGGCUUCAGCAGCUGGAGUUAGGCAAGUCACAUGGCCAUCUUCCAAAGUUACAGCCUUUUUUAGUAGGAAAAACAGUUUGGCAUAACACAAAGAUGUGCUUCUUUUUUUUUUUUUUUACUUUUAAACCAUACUAACUCUGUAUGCUGCCUGCAUUAUAUGAGGCAUCUCUGCUGUGUGUAUUCUGCAUACAUGAAUGGAAGAAAUUAGAAUAUGUAUUUUUGUCAAGAGAUGUAAAGUCCCUUUUUUUUCAAACAUGCUAUCUUUUCACCCAUUUUGCAUACUGCAUGGUUCCGUCUCAGGCUCCUGUGAAAAGGGUUGGUAGAGAAUGCUAACGCUAGAGUACGAGUCGCUGCCACAGGUGAUCUGUGCUGUGGCAGGGCUUUUUAUAAGUGCAUUAAUACUCAAAGUAGCUUUAAGUCAGCUUCUGGCUUAUUUUAUUCCUAAACAUGUACUUUCAGAAAGUAUUCUAGAGAAAAGCACCAUGUCUUUGUGUCUUAAAAAGGGCUUUGUACUUGAAUAAGAUUUUCACAGAACUUAAUAGUUUCAGUCUUAUCCCUAACCCAAACUGUUAGAUGUCUUCUUAGUUUUAUCUUGUUAAAGAACCCAAGUUGAAGUGAACAAGGACUUUAUGUAAUCACUUUAAUAUAGUACUCGCUCUGAAAUACUUCUUGUCCUUGUAAAAAAGCUCUUAGAUUUUGUAAACACUGGUGAGAGCACCAAACCAAACCACAGCUAGGUUUGGUUUAACUCAUUGUCCUCUGUCCUGUGAGUUUAUUAUAAACCACUUUCAUACAGCUUUUAAAUCCCAACAGUGUUUGUCUGCACCACAUCAUCAUGGUGUUCAUUUUUCUGUUUUGUGAAAUGCAAAACAUGAACCAAAUUUUAAAAAAAGGCACCCUGUCAACAAAGCCAAAAAUCUACUUUCACUUUUUGACAGAAAAAAUACCAGUAUUCAAGUUAGACAAAGUGGGCAACAUGAUAGGCGCAGCUGCAUGACAUAAAAGUGUGAAAACCAGAAAAGCUUUUCCUGUCUCACAGCCUUUCACACACUCAUCUACUGCUACACUCUGACCCCACAAGCACACAUCUUUUCCUCUCUCCGAGGCAACAUGGAGAGGGAGGGGAUGCUGGUCCAGUCUAUUUAUUAUGGGAGAAUCGGAAGCGAGGCCACAGAGAGGUUGCUGGAGAGGUUUGGACAUGACGGUAGCUUUCUGCUGAGAGACAGCGAGACGGUGCAGGGGGCCUUCUGUCUGUGUGUGAGGAAAGCACCUUUUGUGCACACCUACAGGCUUGUACACUCCACUGACGGCUGGUGUCUUAAGGAUUCAGAAGUCAAACCGCAGAGUUUUAGGACUCUGGAAACACUGAUAGAGAACUACAGAGGGGGUGCAGCCUCUGAUGUCAGUAUAGCCCCCCUCAUAGAUCCACUGGACAAAACACAGCUACAAUACGUCAACUUGGGACAAGAGUUCGUCUACAUGGAAACAUGAAGCAGCAGCAGCAGCUCUGUCUGUUGAGGCCAGGCCUUUAGCCUGGCAGACCAGCGCCAUUAAUCAGGUGGACAACAAGAUGACAGAAACAUGCAGAACAUGGCACAUCAAGAAUCUGUGUAGUGUCUGUCACAUUUUUUUAUUUUUAUUUUUAUUUUAUCAAUAUUUGUGUCACUUUAGUAUCAGUUUCAAACUAGAAUUAUUAUUAUCAACACGUGUGUGAAAACAUGGAAUCGGCCAAUUCAUUCUCAAAUUAUGGCUAAAAACCUAUUUUGAGUUCACAAUGAUGAAGUGUCACCUAUUCUGUGAAAUAUAGUCACAAUCUCCCCUUCUGUUCCUGAGUUAUGGUGUUGAAUAAUGGCCAAAAAAGUGUUUUUCCAGGACAUUAUGAUCACAGUGAAGCCAUCAAUUUUGCAACGAAAGAUUCACCUGCGGCACAAAAAGCCUUUCACCUAUAGGCCACCAUUAUAAAAGAGACGUUUGUAAAACUGUUGACAGGACACCUCGAACUGCAAUCAAGGUCAAUUAUGACACUUUCUAUUAUGAAUUUUUGAUCCAUGGAGGUUUUGUAUUUAUAAAACUUUCCUCGAGCUGAGAAAAGCAAUUUAAAAAUAUGUGACGUCAUCACAAUGUAAAGUCUAUUGCUGUGUUCCAGACAAUUGCAAUUCUCAUUGGACUGAAUGGGCACCAUCUUGAGGUCUGAUAUCCAUUUCUAAUAAUACAUCCAUGAUUGUAUCCCAUUAAACAUCUGUAAAGUGUGAAA
Messenger RNA from Siniperca chuatsi (mandarin fish), 6641 nucleotides. RefSeq names its product SH2 domain-containing protein 1A-like. Bases 5498 to 5878 code for a protein of 126 amino acids. The record is from RefSeq and is a predicted model, not a curated record. The transcript is spliced from 4 exons. Lineage: Eukaryota; Metazoa; Chordata; Actinopteri; Centrarchiformes; Sinipercidae.